AUGUCGCUUCGGAGCCGGCCAUUCACCAAGCUGCCUGAGGGCACAACAAAAUCCAGCAAGAUGACAAUCAACAUUGCUGGCUUUCACGUGUAUAUAUACGGGGUUGACGAGCUAUCCCCGCAACAGGCGGAAGAUACAGUGGUUCUUUUCCAUGUGCAUGGCCGGACAAGGAGCUAUGCAGAUGCUGAACUGUUCGCCCACCAGUUUCUUUUCCAGUUGAAGCAAAUGAAAAAUCUGGCUAAAGGCUUCGUGGUGGCAACUUUUGACAGUCGCAACCAUGGAGAAAGAGCGGCAUGGCCCCCCACGCGUUUAACGACUAUUCUGAGAGUCACUUCUAACCGUCAUGCUACAGAUCGACUCACUAGCUACGACUGGAACGGAGGAAACCCGAAGCACGCACAGGACAUGCUUGCCAUGAUAGAUGGCAAUGUGUUCGACAUUCAAGCCGUGAUGAAGUAUCUCAAAGUUUACACAGGAGAUCGGUUCACACCAACCGAGUUUGUUAUGUCAGGACUAUCACUUGGUGGUCACACUGCAUGGGACAUACUCUCUAAGGUGGAAGGGAUCCAAGCCGCCAUUAUUAUCGUGGGCUCCCCCAAUUUGACGGACUUGCUCACCGAACGGCUUGGCGAUGCAGCAGACAGCGAAGAUGGCACUGGCUUAACGAAGUGGCCCAAGUCGAUUUCGGCAAUGUACAAGGCUCGAGACCAAAGCCUUGAGCAGAUCAAUGGCAAACGCAUAUUGAUUUUGAAUGGCGCCCUUGAUAUGCUUGUUCCAAACAAGUUCACUCUGCCCUGGGUUGAGAGGAAUGCCAGUCAGAAUGAUGUCUCCUUCAACGUUUUCGAGAAUACUGGGCAUUGGCUGUCAUUUGAGAUGAUGGAUACUAUUGUCGAGUGGGUUUCACAGAAGAUCGCAUAG
This is a messenger RNA of Aspergillus pseudonomiae, 918 nucleotides long. Its product is annotated as alpha/beta hydrolase family protein. The coding region runs from base 1 to 918 and encodes 305 amino acids. Lineage: Eukaryota; Fungi; Ascomycota; Eurotiomycetes; Eurotiales; Aspergillaceae. The transcript is spliced from 4 exons. The record is from RefSeq and is a predicted model, not a curated record.